Danio aesculapii is the source of this 1342-nucleotide messenger RNA. RefSeq names its product TruB pseudouridine (psi) synthase family member 1 (gene trub1). NCBI's taxonomy places the organism in Eukaryota, Metazoa, Chordata, Actinopteri, Cypriniformes, Danionidae. Gene Ontology annotation, biological process: mRNA pseudouridine synthesis; tRNA modification. Gene Ontology annotation, molecular function: pseudouridine synthase activity; RNA binding. Gene Ontology annotation, cellular component: mitochondrion. Bases 13 to 873 code for a protein of 286 amino acids. The transcript is spliced from 8 exons. The record is from RefSeq and is a predicted model, not a curated record.
UGUGCUACAAGCAUGGCUGGUGCGUCAACUGUACAAAACGGCUCAUUAUCCAAACUGCAGUCUCUGCAUGGUAUAUUUGCCAUUCAUAAGAAAAAAGGUCCUACAUCGGCAGAUGUAUUGAACACACUCAAGAAGACACUUUUAAAAGAGGCCGGUGUUACAAAUUUCAACCCUCGGAAAAGGAAACAACCGUUAAAGAUUGGCCAUGGCGGAACCCUGGACAGCAAUGCUUCUGGUGUGCUUGUGGUUGGAAUCGGUGAAGGAACAAAGAUGCUCACGACAAUGCUCGCAGGUUCAAAGAAAUACACAGCUUUUGGAGAGCUUGGCAAAGCAACUGACACUCUUGACGUCACAGGAAAUGUUGUUGAAGAGAAGAGUUAUGACCACAUCACAAAAGAGGCUUUUGAGGAGAAGAUGAAGCAGUUUACGGGCGAAAUUAUGCAGGUUCCACCCCUUUAUUCAGCACUGAAGAAAGAUGGCAAACGCAUGUCUGUACUGCUCAAGCAAGGGCAAGAGGUUGAGGCUAAACCUGCUCGUCCAGUCACGGUGUACAGUCUGUCUUUAGAAGAUUUCAGCCCACCACUUUUCACCAUAGAUGUUGAGUGUGGAGGCGGGUUUUAUGUCAGAAGCCUGAUUAAUGAUCUUGGAAAAGCUCUGUCAUCCUGUGCCCAUAUCAAGGAACUGACCCGGACCAAGCAGGGUCAGUUCACAUUAGAAGAGCACGCAUUGAAGGAAGAUCGCUGGACAUUGACUGACAUUUCACAGGCUCUCCAGCCGUGCCCAGUACCAUCAGCCUCAGAGAAGAAUGCCAAAAAAGCUAAAUCAAAACAUAAUCCAACCACAUCUGAAUCUAAGGGUGGAGAUGGAGAUUAAAACAGUGAUUAAAGGUGAUGAAAAGGCCGCAUUUUGAUACAUAUGUCAUGCUUUCGUUGAGAGAAUUGUAGGAAAUUGCCUGGUCUGCUCUGAUUUGUUUGGGACUCUGUUACCAUCUAUGUGCAUACAUAUUCAUGGCCAUAUAUGGUGCAUGAAAUGAUUAAACAGGCAUAUUUUUUUUUCACGUUUAUAGAUUUUACUACAGUACAAAGACAUUAACAUAAGUCAUAGUUAUUGUUUUGAUUAAAAGACCACUUUGUUACCAAGAGUAAUUAACAAUCUUUCUUUUGAUGUUUAGGUUUAUAGAUUGUGUGUUCACUGUAAUUGUGGUAACAAACCACCAGUUGGCACUGUAAUUAUUUAACCUAAGAGGUUAAUCUAUAUUUUUGUUUAUUUUUUUUUAUUACAGGUUAAUAAUAAUAAAAAAGUCCUUAAACCAGUUAUUUUAAUUUUGCUAUUGAAUGUCUAU